AUUUCCCUGAGUUCAGAUUCCACAUUCUUUGAAAUUUCUCCAACUGGAACCAUUACUACUUGGAAGACAUUUGAUUUUGAGAAAGAUCCACCAAGCUAUACAUUAAAUGUUACCAUAAAAGACAGCCUUGGUGUUAGCGUUAAGAGGACCCUAAUGGUCAAGAUCAUAAAUGUUAUUGAUCGAGAUCCUUACUUCGUCACGAAAGAGAAUGUUUUCAAGAUUCCUGAAGAGGCACCAGCAAAUAUGUUUGUAGCCAAUAUAACAGCCAAGGAUCCCGAAGUCGAAGAUUUUAUUCGUAGCCUUCGCUACAGCAUGGGGGCCCCUGAAGCAAUCCCUAAAUUCUCCAUUAAUCCAAGUAAGGAAUUAAUCUGA
This is a messenger RNA of Thamnophis sirtalis, 372 nucleotides long. NCBI's taxonomy places the organism in Eukaryota, Metazoa, Chordata, Lepidosauria, Squamata, Natricidae. The record is from RefSeq and is a predicted model, not a curated record.